Messenger RNA from Thalassophryne amazonica, 2471 nucleotides. RefSeq names its product pseudouridine synthase 7 (gene pus7). Gene Ontology annotation, biological process: pseudouridine synthesis. The record is from RefSeq and is a predicted model, not a curated record. Gene Ontology annotation, cellular component: nucleus. The transcript is spliced from 18 exons. The coding region runs from base 212 to 2125 and encodes 637 amino acids. Lineage: Eukaryota; Metazoa; Chordata; Actinopteri; Batrachoidiformes; Batrachoididae. Gene Ontology annotation, molecular function: pseudouridine synthase activity; RNA binding.
UGUGGUCGGAUCUGCUUUCCGUUUCCUGGAUCAAUCACAUGUGAAAGAAAUUCAUAUGUUUGGUCUUCGAAGUUUGCUGAAUAUAUCCAGAUGAAGUGCAUCCAUCAACCUCCAACAGUGUUUAUUGCAUGUGUUUGGCAGCAGGAAGUUGAAGGUUUUCCAGAUCCACACCUUUGUCUUGCUGCGUAAUUUCUUCAAACACUCUGUUUUGAUGGCAGAACCAGAGCCCACGCUCGUCCCUGUGCAGGUUGGAGAAAAGAGAGGCUGUCCAGAGGACCAAGAGGACGAUCCACUUUCAAAGAGACCCAGAGUUGACAAUGAUCAUAAAAAUGUGGGUCAGUCCAAUCAGAAUGUGGAGGGAGAACCAGAGUGCGAAGGAAGUGAGGAAGAGGAAGCUGGAGAGACCUUUGCUGAUAUGAUGAAGCAUGGACUCACUGAGUCAGAUGUGGGCAUCUUAAAGUUUGUCAGCAACCAUGAGGGCUUCUCAGGAAUCUUGAAGGCAAGAUAUUCUGAUUUUGUGGUGCAUGAAAUCAACAAACAAGGCAGGACGUUGCAUUUGGAUGACCUCUCUAUUCCUGCAGAGUCUGAGGAUGUCACAGAAGCUCAGGAGAAACCAAAUGAGUCUGAUGUGCUUUCUGAAGACCAGAAACAGCAGCUUAGUGAGCUGCAGCUCUUUGAGAAUAAAGAAGGUAGUGUCUCUAUUGAGGUGAUCGAUGACUCAAAAGAAAAGCGGACACAAGUUCACAAAGCCAUAAAGAUGCAGUUUCCUGGUCUGGAGACAAAGACAGAAGAGAAAGAAGGUCGCAAGUUCAUAGUGGCUUAUCAUGUUGCUGGGAAGAAAGCUUUAGCAGAGGUCAAAACAGCAGCAGCUCCAAGGAAACACUUCUGGCCCCAAAAUCGUGGCAGUUUCUGUCACUUUGUCUUGUACAAGGAGAAUAAGGACACCAUGGAUGCCAUCAAUGUGCUUUCAAAGUUCCUCAGGCUUAAACCCAACAUGUUUUCCUACAUGGGAACCAAGGACAAGAGAGCCAUCACUGUGCAGGAGAUUGCAGUGCACAAGAUCACAGCAGAGAGGUUGGCUCAUCUGAACAAGUGCCUCAUGAAUCUCAAGGUUGGAAACUUUUGUUACAAAAACCAUCCUCUGAAGCUGGGAGAGCUGCAAGGCAAUCACUUCACUGUAGUCCUCAGGAACAUCUCAGGAACAGACGAACAGGUCCAGCAAGCCAUGACCUCUCUCAAGACAACAGGAUUUAUCAACUAUUACGGCAUGCAGCGCUUUGGCACCACGGCUGUGCCUACAUACCAUGUUGGCAGGGCGAUCCUAAAAAAUAACUGGAGUGAGGUGGUUGAUUUGAUUCUUAAGCCACGUCCUGGAGCAGAGAAGGAGUACUUGGUACGGUGCAGGGAGACAUGGGCAAAAACUCAGGACCCAGAGGCCGCUCUCAAAAAACUACCUAAUAAGCGCUGUGUGGAGGGGCAGCUACUGCGAGGCCUGUCCAUGCACGGCAAGAAGAACAUCAUCACAGCUUUUGGCCUGAUCCCUCGUAACAACCGUCUGAUGUACAUCCACAGCUACCAGAGUAUGGUGUGGAACACCAUGGUGAGCCAGAGAAUUCGGGCCUUUGGCCUAAAGGCAGUGGAGGGAGACCUUGUGCUCAGAGGAACCACAGCACAUGUGUUAACAGCAGAAGAGGCUGAUAUCCACUCCAUUCAUGAUAUCGUGAUGCCACUUCCCGGGUUUGAUGUUAUCUAUCCUUCUCACCCUGUGGGUGAAGGCUACAGGAAGAUGCUCUCUGCUGAUGGUCUGGACAUUGACAACAUGAGACACAAAGUCAAAGACUACUCCCUAGCUGGAGCCUACAGACGCAUCCUCCUCAGACCCAGUGAUGUCAGCUGGGAGGUAAUUCAGUAUGAUGAUCCACGGAUUUCUCUGAUACAUACCGAUACAGAAAAGCUGGAGUCCAAACCUGCUCCUGUCUUCAAUAAAGAAGGGAAGUACCGGGCUCUGAGGAUGGAGUUCUCGCUGCCUCCAUCAUCUUACGCUACCAUGGCAAUUCGAGAGGUCCUCAAAAUGGACACGAGCAUCAAGAAACAGACUCAGCUCAAUACUGUCUGGUUAAACUGAGUCUCAGACAUGUUAUGGACCAGUGUUAGAGCCUUCACUGUGGCUCCUUGUUGUGAGUGUUAAAAAUUAGUGACUGGAUUGUGUUCACCCAGCGAGAGCAUCCUUAAGGUAUAAAGUACAAAGCACAUUCAUUUUAGCUUUUUAUUUUAUUUUUUUAAAUUUAAAUAUGAUCUUUACUGGUUCUGUGCUGAUAUCAGGCAGCAUUUUGAGAGGGUGCACUAAAAAAUUGCAAAGGUGAAUUUUUUCGCUUAGUGUGCCAUUUGUACAGAUGUUUUCUUUCAAAAUGUAGACUCACUGUCAACUGAAACGCUCUUGGUGAUUAAAAAAAUAAAAUGCAGAGAGGUUG